AUGUCUCGUCAGUCUGUCUGCAGGAGCUUCGGAGGGGGGAGCAGAAGGGGCUUUAGCUCCUGCUCUGCAAUCGGUGGUGGCUUUGGAGGCGGCAGCCGGAGCAGGAGCAGCUACAGCUCGUACUCUGUGUCCAGGGGAUUCGGAGGUGGAGGACGGUGCGGGGGCUUCGGCAGCCGGAGCCUCCACAACAUGGGGGGCAGCGCCAGGAUGUCCAUGGGCGGGUGCUACGGUGGCGGGUACGGCAGCAGGAUGGGCGGCUUUGGCGGGAGCUACGGGGGUCUCGGCAGUUUUGGGGGCGGAAUGGGUGGAGGAGGAGGAGGAAUGUGCGGCUUUGGAGGAAUGGGUGGAGGUGGAAUGGGGGGUGGAGGAGGAAUGGGUGGCUUUGGUGGAGGGAUGGGUAGCUUUGGUGGUGGGAUGGGUGGUGGAGGAAUGGGUGGCUUUGGUGGCCCAGGCUUUGGCAUGGGUGGCCCUGGGAGAGGUGGCCCUGGGAUCCAGCCAGUGCAGAUUGACACGACCCUCCUGCGUCCGGUCCAUGUUGAGAUUGAUCCCCAGAUCCAGCAAGUUAAAAACCAGGAGAAGGAGCAGAUCAAGACCCUGAACAACCAGUUUGCCUCCUUCAUUGACAAGGUCCGAUUCCUGGAGCAGCAGAACAAGGUGCUCUCCACCAAGUGGGAGCUGCUCCAGCAGCAAGGGCCAUCAGGGCCAAGGAAGAACCUGGAUGUGAUCUUUGAGAAUUACAUCCAGAACCUGCGGAGGCAGCUGGACUCAAUCCUGGCACAGCGGGGCCAGCUGGAAUCGGAGCUGCAGAACAUGCAGCAGUACGUCGAGGAUUACAAAACCAAGUAUGAGGAAGAGAUCAACCGGCGCACGACAGCUGAGAACGAGUUCGUGGUGCUGAAGAAGGAUGUGGACAGUGCCUACAUGACCAAAGUUGAGCUGGAAGCCAAGGUGGGAGCUCUGACAGAUGAAAUCAACUUCCUGAGGUGCAUCUACGAGGAGGAGCUGUCUCAGAUGCAGACGAUCAGCCGGGACCUGUCCGUGGUGGUGUCCAUGGACAACAACCGGCACCUGGACCUGGACAGCAUCAUCGAGGAGGUUCGGCGCCAGUACGAGCAGAUUGCCCAGAGCAGCCGGGCUGAGGCUGAGGCCUGGUACCAGAGCCAGUAUGAGCAGCUCCAGAGCACGGCCGGCCGGCACGGGGACAACCUCCGCAACACCAAGAUUGAGAUCCAGGAGCUGACCAGGAACAUUCAGAGGCUGCGGGCUGAGAUUGAGAACGUGAAGAAGCAGAACCAGCAGCUUCAGGCAGCCAUUGCUGAGGCUGAGGAGAGGGGAGAGAUGGCUCUCAAAGACGCCAGGGUGAAGCUGGAAGAGCUGGAGAGUGCCCUGCAGAAGGACAAGGAGGAGCUGGCUCGCCUGCUGAAGGAGUACCAGGAGCUGCUGAACAUCAAGAUCGCACUGGACGUUGAGAUUGCCAUGUACAGAAAGCUGCUGGAGGGAGAGGAGAACAGGCUGUGCAACGAUGGCAUGGCCAACGUCAAUGUCUCUGUGGUGGGCAGGACGACUGUCUCUGGAGGCAGAGGAGGCAUGGGAGGCGGAUUCGGAGGCAGUGGCAUGGGAGGCGGAUUCGGAGGCGGCAGCUGUGGAAUGGGAGGAGGAUUCGGAGGCGGCAGCGGCAUGGGAGGAGGAAUGGGAGGAGGCAUCUGUGGAGGAGGCAGCAGCUUUGGAGUAGGCAGCAUGGGUGGCAGCUGUGGGAUGGGGGGAGGAAUGUACGGUGGCGGCUUCUCCUCUGGAAGCGGAAGGAUGUGCGGCUCUGGCGGGGGAUCCUCCUCCGUGCGGAGAUGCGUCACCACCACCUCGGUCAAAUCUUCGGGAGUGAGAUUCUGA
Pyrgilauda ruficollis (rufous-necked snowfinch) is the source of this 1887-nucleotide messenger RNA. Its product is annotated as keratin, type II cytoskeletal 5-like. Gene Ontology annotation, molecular function: structural constituent of skin epidermis. Gene Ontology annotation, cellular component: keratin filament. Lineage: Eukaryota; Metazoa; Chordata; Aves; Passeriformes; Passeridae. Gene Ontology annotation, biological process: keratinization; intermediate filament organization. The record is from RefSeq and is a predicted model, not a curated record. The transcript is spliced from 9 exons. Bases 1 to 1887 code for a protein of 628 amino acids.